GCAGGCGGGCGGGCAGAGCGCGCGCGAGCGGCCCCAGCCAGCAGCAGCCCUGCGCGGAAAUCGGCCAUCUUGCUUAGUGCACGCUUACAUCUCGUAACGGACGGACGGUACACGGACUCGCCUCCGGACAGCCACCCUCUCCGGGCGGUCGUCGUGCGUGUGUGCGGGCGGUGGCACAGAGCGGAGCUGCCCCAAGGUGGUGCGCCACGAACACACAGCGGAAUCGCAGCUGUGUGCGAAAAUAGAGAAGAGGGAGGUUCUAGAGCGAGAGAAAGAGAGAGAGAGAAAGAGUGCGUGCGUGCGUGUGUACAUAUACGUGUUAAUACGAGCGGCGUAAACGCGGAUUACGCGACUCCGGCGGCAGGAUGGCGGGCAACGCGGGUAUGGAACAGUUGAUCCCGAUCGUGAACAAGCUGCAGGAUGCGUUCACCCAGCUCGGCGUGCAUAUGCAGCUCGAUCUGCCGCAGAUCGCAGUGGUGGGCGGUCAGAGCGCGGGCAAGAGCUCCGUGCUCGAGAACUUCGUCGGCAAAGAUUUCUUGCCAAGAGGUUCGGGCAUUGUGACAAGGAGACCUCUCAUCUUACAGUUGAUUUUCAGUUCAACUGAAUUUGCCGAGUUCUUGCAUUGCAAGGGUAAGAAAUUUGUGGAUUUUGAGGAGGUGCGGAAAGAAAUUGAAGCAGAAACAGACAGGGUGACCGGAAGUAACAAGGGCAUUUCUAAUAUACCAAUUAAUCUCAGAGUAUAUUCACCCAAUGUUCUAAAUUUGACAUUAAUUGAUUUGCCUGGACUUACAAAAGUACCAAUCGGGGAUCAGCCAGCGGAUAUAGAAUCCCAAAUAAAAGCCAUGAUCUUUCAGUUUAUCAAACGUGAAAAUUGUCUCAUAUUGGCGGUCACACCGGCCAAUACCGAUUUAGCUAAUAGCGAUGCUCUUAAACUUGCUAAAGAAGUGGAUAUACAAGGUGUACGUACGAUUGGCGUUAUCACUAAACUGGAUCUCAUGGACGAUGGCACCGAUGCAAGAGAUAUUUUGGAAAAUAAGCUAUUGCCAUUGAGAAGGGGCUACAUCGGUGUUGUCAAUAGAAGUCAAAAGGAUAUAGAAGGACGGAAGGAUAUCAAAAAUGCUUUAGCCGCUGAGCGAAAGUUCUUCCUCAGCCAUCCGUCUUAUCGGCAUCUAGCAGACAGGUUGGGUACGCCAUAUUUGCAGAGAACUCUUAAUCAACAGUUAACAAACCAUAUCAGGGAUACCUUGCCAGCUCUAAGAGAUAGAUUACAAAAGCAGCUGUUAACUUUAGAGAAGGAUGUCGAGCAGUACAAACAUUUCAGACCUGAUGAUCCUGCAAUCAAAACGAAGGCUAUGUUACAGAUGAUACAGCAGCUUCAGUCGGAUUUCGAGAGGACUAUAGAAGGCUCAGGUUCAGCACAAAUUAAUACUAUGGAACUCAGUGGUGGUGCGAAAAUUAACAGACUUUUCCACGAGCGUUUCCCGUUCGAAAUCGUUAAAAUGGAGUUUGAUGAAAAAGAAUUGAGGAAAGAAAUUGCUUUCGCCAUCAGAAAUAUACAUGGUAUCAGAGUGGGAUUGUUUACUCCGGACAUGGCUUUUGAGGCAAUAGUCAAAAAACAAAUAAACAGACUUAAAGAACCAAGUCUCAAGUGUGUAGAUUUAGUCGUGCAAGAACUUAGUAAUGUUGUACGCAUUUGUACAGAUAGGAUGUCGCGUUAUCCCAGACUAAGAGAGGAAACGGAGCGUAUCAUAACGACACACAUCAGACAGCGCGAGCAAAUGUGUAAAGAGCAGCUGAUCUUGCUGGUGGAUUGCGAGCUCGCAUACAUGAAUACAAAUCAUGAAGAUUUCAUCGGUUUUGCGAACGCUGCAGCCAGUAGCCAUAAUGCAAGUGCACAGCAAUCCUCGGAGAAUUCCGUUAAGUCUGGACGGCAUACGUUAGGCAAUCAAGUGAUUCGUAAAGGUUACAUGUGCAUACAUAAUCUCGGUAUUAUGAAGGGCGGUUCGAGAGAUUACUGGUUUGUUUUAACAUCAGAGAGUAUCUCCUGGUUCAAGGAUGAAGAAGAACGUGAAAAGAAGUACAUGUUGCCUUUGGACGGACUGAAAUUACGUGAUCUAGAACAAGGUUUCAUGUCGCGUCGUCAUCUAUUUGCGUUAUUCAAUCCAGAAGGAAGAAACGUUUAUAAGGAUUAUAAACAACUGGAGUUGAGUUGUGAAACGCAAGACGAUGUUGACUCUUGGAAGGCAUCAUUCCUGAGGGCUGGUGUAUAUCCCGAGAAAUCAACAGAGCAAGCGAAUGGCGAAGAGGAUAAGCAGAGGGGUGGAUCAGAGGGUCAGUCAUCGAUGGAUCCUCAGUUGGAGCGUCAGGUGGAAACUAUCAGGAACUUGGUAGAUUCUUACAUGAAGAUUGUCACGAAAACUACUCGCGAUCUGGUUCCAAAGACAAUUAUGAUGCUUAUCAUCAACAACGCUAAGGACUUCAUUAAUGGGGAACUGUUGGCACAUCUUUACGCAAGUGGCGAUCAGGCUUCAAUGAUGGAAGAAUCUCCCGAAGAGGCGCAGAAACGAGAGGAAAUGUUACGCAUGUAUCACGCAUGCAAAGAGGCUCUUCGUAUCAUUGGAGACGUCUCCAUGGCCACGGUUUCAACCCCAGUGCCACCACCCGUGAAGAACGACUGGCUGGCAUCCGGCGAAAAUCCAAGUCUUGGAUUAUCACCACCAUCUCCUGGUGGUCCAAGACGCGGAGUGAUGACACAGCCACCACCUAUUUCUAGCUCAAGAGCACCACCACCAGUACCUGCAACCGGCCGGCCGGCGCCAGCCAUUCCUAAUAGACCUGGUCCGGGUGGACCACCACCAACGCGAGCUAACCCUGGCCUACCUCCACCCAUGAUACCAUCUCGAGGGGGUGGUCUACAGCAGAGGAUAACGCAAGCUGCGACACAGGCUGCGACGCAGGCCGCCGUGAACGAGCUGAUGGACGCGUUCAAGAUCAAGCGUCCCGUACCCAAUAUUCCCCCCCGAAUUCCCGACAGACCAUACUCUGGCCGACUAAACUGAGCUAGUCCGACACAGCAGCGACGAUAGUCCGAGACAGCAGCCCGUGCAACGCAAGAUGCACCUGUAACAGUCCUGAGACAGCGAGUCCGAGGAGGUCUCGUCCCGGAUGACGGACCCCAUGGCGAACCCAUGGAUGUGCCGCAGGGCAAAGCUGACGGAAGAGAUCCUCAGUUACGCGAUGGGAACAAAAGGGUCUCUUUAAACCGAGCGUCCUAAUGUAUCACUCUGAUCUCAACGGCCUCGACAUUUCGAAUUGUCGACAUUCGCCGACAGAGACAGGAGUCACGAGGGGCAAUUAGCAUGUGCCGCAGACAGAAAAUCAUUUGUGCAGAGAGAAGGAGGAGCAAGGCUGUGUUACGCGAAUACUGGAGGAGAAAGAGGGAUCGAGAAACGAAGAGCAGACGCUCAAGAGAAAAACCGCCUGCCCGUUUCUCGAUGGUCAAGACAGCCAGACAGAUUCCAUCGGUCACCUCUUCAACCGCUUCUUUCUCUGACGUAUACUUCGUCUUCUAUCUAUUAUUUAUGUACAGCUAGAAUUAAAAAUUACGGUGUAGCUCUAAGUAUUAACACUGCGCUCGACAUGCGCCAGGUGUGUUUCUUUUCUAAAGGGAUAAUCUCGCGAAACGAAAAACGACAAUAGAGACCUUACGACAGGAAGGACGAUCCAGAUUCGCGUUUCUCGAUUCUCUGUUCAACGAUUUAAAAGGCCAUUUAAAAUCGCGACUAUCAGUAUUAUGAACGAGUUGGUUGAGACUGCUAGGUACUCCAAGAGUGCGAGUUCAGUCUUUCGAGAAAUGUCGGAUUCGCAAUAUUUUGCCGUAUAACUUAAUUUUCAGUUAACAGCCCGUAACCGCGAAGUUGCAAAUGGAUAAUAUUUGAAAAAUUUGCCGGUUACUUUAAAUACUCCCUUCUAUCUCUCUCCUGCCCAUUUGCGAUAUCCGAGAUCUGUCGUAGCCUUCUUGUCGUGAGUUCCGCGGCGGAAGUAUUGUAGAAGCGAUUUUUUUUUCACAUAUACGAGACGAGUACGGGCAACCCAAUUACCUCGAUUAUAGAAGAACUAAUUAGAACACAGAGAGACUAAGUCACAUCUCGUGAAGGGGAAACGGGAAGUUUGCGAUCGGACACACGCUAUCAGCAUUCCAGAGAGAUUUCGCGGUUGUAGAAAAUUACACGGAAAUAUAAAUUAUUG
Molecule: messenger RNA, 4248 nt
Organism: Wasmannia auropunctata (little fire ant)
Lineage: Eukaryota; Metazoa; Arthropoda; Insecta; Hymenoptera; Formicidae
Gene: shi
Product: dynamin
Exons: 19
Coding region: 366-3059 (897 amino acids)
Biological process (GO): receptor-mediated endocytosis
Cellular component (GO): cytoplasm; plasma membrane; microtubule
Molecular function (GO): GTP binding; microtubule binding; GTPase activity
Source: RefSeq, a predicted model, not a curated record